AUGAUGUUCUCACCUGCCUCUUAUGAAGCAGACUUUCCUCCUUUAGCACAACAGACAGACCAGCAGACCAAAAUCUCCACCAGACCUUUCAUUCACUCAACUAAGGUUGAUAGUGAAGGUCAGAUAACCCCGAUCACUCAAGCUGAAGAAGUUUUGAACUGGCAAACCAAGAAUGCUACUGUCCAGAAUAAGGCGCUGCAGCGUAUUGAUUCCAAGAUUGAUCAAGUCCUCACCAGGACUCAGCAUGUUGAUCAAAAGAUUGACUCCUUCACUGUUUUUGCCCAAAACAUGUAUAAAGACUUACAAGGCAGAAUUACCCAGCUUGAUAGAGAUCUGAAGGCUUUAAUCCAACAACGGAGAUUUGGUGUAGAAUUUAACCAAAAGGAACAGGAAAUAAGAAGGCUGAAAAAACAAUUAGCCCAAGUUGAAGCAGACUUGCACAAACCCACAGAAGCUCCGGUCUCUUACAACCCAUUCAGCCCUUUCUCUGCUCAAACAACUCCUAACCCUUUUCUUCCUACUCCUGAACCUGCUUACUCUCCUUUUGGACCUUUUAACUAUUCAUAUGAACCAUCUCCAACCACGUAUCACCCAUCUCCUUUGUUCAGAUCUACCCCAACUCCAACACCUACCAGAUAUGAGCCAAAGAGUCCAUCUUCCUCGGAAGAAUCCCAUCCUCCGAAAAGGAAAAUUGAUAAAGGGAAGGAUAAGAUGUAUCAUGAUCCUCCUCCUCAGCACAUGGUGUCUAUACCCUCUGAACCAGAACCAGAAGAAGAUUCUUCUGAUGAUUAG
Messenger RNA from Hevea brasiliensis (rubber tree), 792 nucleotides. RefSeq lists its product as uncharacterized. NCBI's taxonomy places the organism in Eukaryota, Viridiplantae, Streptophyta, Magnoliopsida, Malpighiales, Euphorbiaceae. The record is from RefSeq and is a predicted model, not a curated record. The coding region runs from base 1 to 792 and encodes 263 amino acids. The transcript has a single exon.